AUGUUCAAGUUGGUGGUAUUGUCUGCUCUCCUCGCCGUAGCUGUCGCUCGUCCCGGCCAUCUGUAUGAGUCUCCGCUGGUCUAUUCCGCCCCGGCUACCACAACCAUCGUACAGGAGCCCUACCUGGCCAAUGUUGGUUCCGUGGUAAAGAGCGUUCCCACCUCUGUCUCCCACCAGAGCCAGUCGGUGGUCCACAGCUCUGCCCAUGUUGUCCAGGAUGUUGUCGCCCCCGUGGUAAAGACCUAUGCAGCUCCCGUCAUCACCAGCUAUGCGGCAUCUCCUCUGGUCCACACCUCAUACGCCUCUCCCCUCGUCCAUACUUCGUAUGCGGCCACUCCCGUCGUCUACAACGCUGGCUGGUAA
This is a messenger RNA of Drosophila persimilis, 363 nucleotides long. RefSeq names its product retinin. The record is from RefSeq and is a predicted model, not a curated record. The coding region runs from base 1 to 363 and encodes 120 amino acids. The transcript has a single exon. Lineage: Eukaryota; Metazoa; Arthropoda; Insecta; Diptera; Drosophilidae.